AUGUAUUUUUUAACAAAAAAAAAUUAACCAUCCUAUUAAAAUGGUUUGACAUUCAUAUCACACCUGUUUCAUAAAAAAUAAAUGGAUUAAAUUUCAACGAAUAAAAUUAUUUAACUAAAUGAAGAAUUGAUUCAUUAAUAAACAAAGCAAGUUACUAGUCCUAGAGAAAAAUCAUAAUCUAGAGAUAAAGAAAAAACAAACAUACGAUAAAUAACUAUUAGAUCAUAUUCUUCAUUAUAAAUUAAUGAUUUAAUUGAAAAUACUCUAAAAAAAGAGAAAUUCCAAAUAAGAUUAAAGAGUCCAAAUAAAUUCUGUAGGGUAAAAGCAUUAUAAGAGAUAAGAGAAAGAUAAAAAUCACCUACUUUUCUUAUUAAAUAAAGAACAUAGCCAAUUUAUUCAUAAAGUAUACCAGCUACUGCUAGAGUAAAUGGAUAUUGA
Messenger RNA from Paramecium pentaurelia, 438 nucleotides. Lineage: Eukaryota; Ciliophora; Oligohymenophorea; Peniculida; Parameciidae. The record is from the annotation of a GenBank genome assembly.